AUGUCUCAGAAUCCCAGAAUAAUCGACCAGACUCAGAUGGUCGUGAACAAAUAUGCGCCCCAAACUGCAGAAGAACCCCAGCCGGGUUCGAUUCAAGAAUCCGAAGAAGAAAAGAAGAACCGUAGGCGAAAAUUGGUGAAUGCAAUCACGGCAAAGAUGGCUAACGUGAGGGGUGAGCAAUUCCCACAAUACGACGAGGAUGGUCUUGUCCUCCCUCACCCCUUCGGCAGGGCAGCCCAGCACGUGCAAGGACCAACGCACAAGUUCGCUUCCCGCUACUUUGACUCGUCCGCUGUUGAUGAUGCCCAGGCAAAGUACGGGGGCCAAAAGAACCCAAAAGGCUACAACAUACGCCUGCAAAAAGUCCUGGGAGCAGGGGGCUAUGGAAUAGCGGCUUACAUCUCCCAUACAAAUCCCGUCAACAAGUUCAAGACUGACUGCGUGAUCAAAGUGGAAAAGUAUCGACACAAUGACCGUGCGACAUUGGCACGGGAGGAGAAGGCACUCUGGAAAUUCAAAGGGGCAAAGCAUAUUCUGCAAAUAUUGGAUAUCUCCCACGAGAUCAAAACACAAAGGGCUGCUGACUUUGCCGCGUGGCAGCAAGGCCGGCCGGAACGCCCAAAGGGAGCCAGAGUGCCCAACCCAGAGAAUCAAGACAAGAAUUGGAGCCUCAAGAACUUUCAAAACCAGCCCGUUCGCAACUUUGUCAUCGUUGAGCACGCGAACAGGGGUGACUUGAGCAUAUGGCUCGGCAAGUCUAGCCGUCUCGGACAGCGUUGGCCUCAGAGAGCGAUCUGGAUGCUCUUACAGAACCUUAUUUCCGGUCUAGUUGGCAUGGGCUAUCCUCUCAGAGAACAUUACCAAGAAUCGCAUCCAGAUUGGGAUAUUAACAACCCCAUUGAUGAGCAGUUUCCCGACGACCCAAACUUCGAACUACAAGAAACCGUCCAUUUUGAUCUUGACCCCAAAAACGUCUUUUUGGCGAAUAGAAGUAUGGCUUACGGCAACAUGCCCACCUUCAAGAUUGCCGAUUUCGGGAUGGUCGAGUUCUUUAGUGAGCAAGCGACAGACCCUGAACACUUUAACAAGGAGUUCUUCUGGAAGAGUCGUAUCAAAGGGAAGCCCUCUUGCUACGCACCCGAACAAUUCACUGGCGAUUGGGAACUCAUGAAUGACUUCAUCAACGACAACGGCAUCAACCCGUUCGUGGUUAAAGAUGCGACGAAGCCGCCGGUUGCUGGCAACUACGGAAUGCAUACAAAUGUCUAUCAGGUGGGCGUUAUUAUUUGGUGCGCUACUACCCUCUGCUCAUUCCACACACCUGUCAUUCGCAUGACACACAAGGACGCUUGGGGGCGGGAGAUUGACACCUAUGGAGGCGCCCUGCAGAAUGAACGAUUCAACGACGUCGAUCCCGAGCUCAAAGAUCUGGUACAGCGCUGUAUGGCCCAUAACCCCUCUGAUCGUCCUUCUCUUAGAGAACUAAUGGGCACUAUCAGUGCGCGGCUGGGCAGGGACGACCUGGAGUCGGACGAGGCUCUGAGUGAGUGGUCACGGGAGUUCUUCUCCAAUCACCGGACGCCUGGUGAUGAACCACCUCCGUUGGCAAAGCGUGAACGUGAAGACGAUGAAGGUGACGAUGGAGAUCACGCUGAAAGGAAAGCAACCCGGCGUAAGGUAGUAGACGGCAAUGGUAACGUCAUCCGGCAGAAUAUACCGAGGGGUGAGCCGCUGCUUUUUAGCUCUUUCCAGCCACCGAACCACCACCCUUCUAUGCAGGUAAACAAUCGACUCGGGUCAAAAUUCAAUAACAGUCCUAACGUUCAGGGCUUUCCGCCCCGAAUGCCAGCUUCCGGUGUGGUGCAGAGACCUCUGUCUGGUGCGGCUGGUCCUGCCGUCUUCAACUGGGACGAUCCGCCUCCCCCCUUUGACGCAAGAAUAUACCAGGGACCACCGGCGAACUGGCAGCCGCGGAUGCCAGUCGCGCAGUUCAACAAUAGCAACACGUACAACAAGUACAAUAGCACCGCGAUGAAUCCCGCAGCACCGUCCAAUCUGCCAGUGUUUUAUGGGGAGAACCAGGGCGCGGGAAUGAUUCCGGGGAACGGUUAUUACCCGCCAGGUGAGUUUGGGCCGGUUGCAUCUCAGCCACUUCUGAACAUCCAUCCCCCUCCGCCUCAGAACAUGCAGUCUAUGUAUCCGCAGCCUGGUUCCCAACGUGCACAGGAACAAUAUGCUCCAGCUAGCCAGCCCCAGCCUCUGCAGUCCCUCUACCCCCUGGAGCCGCAGCCGCAGCCGCAACACCAACAGCAACAACAGCAAAACCAUUACUAUCCGGAGGUUGAUCCUGCACAGCGUCCUCAAUUUGGGAUUCAGUCUCCCAACCAGGAGUCUCGGCAUCAGCACCUCUCACAGCAGCAACAAGAGGAGGUGCCCCAGAACAUGAAUAACUUCUUCGACUUUGACAAUGCCGGCGCUGAUGGUUUUCAGUUUGAUGCCAUGGACCAGGGUGCUUGA
Molecule: messenger RNA, 2517 nt
Organism: Colletotrichum orchidophilum
Lineage: Eukaryota; Fungi; Ascomycota; Sordariomycetes; Glomerellales; Glomerellaceae
Exons: 8
Coding region: 1-2517 (838 amino acids)
Biological process (GO): protein phosphorylation
Molecular function (GO): protein kinase activity; ATP binding
Source: RefSeq, a predicted model, not a curated record